AUGAGAGUUUUCGGUGUGCUGGCCCUCCUUGCGCUCUCGGGCGUCGCCCAGGGAGGCACCAUUUGGCGGAGCGCGAGGGAGACGCUCCCGGAAGUGGAGAAAGUGAUCCCAGAGGCGCCGGAGGAGAUCAAGGAGUCGCCUAUCAUCAGUGAGGCCCCCGCAGAACCUGAGGCGCCGCGAAAUGAGAUUCCAGUGGUGCUCGAGGACAGCCCCAAGGAGAUGGUGAUGGAGGAAAUCCUCCCCAACGGAGAGCUUCUUGUGAAAACCGAAGUGGUGCCCGCGAUUGUGGCGGAAAUUAUCAGGGAGCCCGCAGUGGAAGUUGAAGAGGUCGUGAAUUCAGUGAAGCCUGAGGAGCCACUAAUGCCUCAGGAAAUGCCCUUGGAAAUGCCUCAAGAAAUGCCUCUGGAGGAAGAACCCAAGGAGAUGCUGAGAGAAGAGCCCAUUGCUGAGGAGAAUGAACUGAAAGAGCCUGAGAUGAUCGAGGAGAAGCCCCAAGAAAUGCCUCUGGAAGAGCCGAAGCCUGAGGAAAUCCCCGAGCAAAAGGAAGAAAUGCCCCAGGAGAUUCCCAAAGAGGAGCCUCAAGAGAUGGGACGAGAUGAGCCCAUUAGGGAAGAGAUCAUUGACGAGAAGCCCCAAGAAAUGCCUUUGGAGGAGCCGAAGCCUGAGGAGAAACCACAAGAAUUGCCAGAAGAGAGGCCAGAACCACCUCAGGAGCAGCCACAAGAGCAGCCACAGGAGCAGCCUCAGGAGGAGCCUAAAGAAAUGGGACGUGAUGAGCCUAUCAAGGAGGAGAUGCCUGAAGAGAAGCCUCAAGAGCAGCCGCAAGAGGAGCCAGAGAGGCCCCAGGAGCAGCCGCAAGAGAAACCCCAAGAGCAGCCGCAGGAGCAACCGGAAAAGCCACAGGAACAGCCUCAAGAUCUCCCAGCAGAGCAGCCUCGUAGUGGAUCACAGGAAGCUGAAGCAGAGAGGCCACAGGAACCUGAGCAGCAGCCCGAAGAGAAGCCACAAGAGCCCCAAGAGCCCCAGCAACAGCCCGAGGAGAAGCCCCAAGAACCUCAGGAGCCCCAGCAACAGCCUGAGGAGAAGCCACAGGAGCAGCAGCCUGAGGAGGCCCAGCCAGAAGCCCCAGCCAGUCCUCAGGAGCCAGAGGAGUCGCCCAGACAGAACGAAAUCCCCGCCGAUGGUGAGAAACCUGCUACUCAGCGUCCCAGCAUCAUACAAUCGUUCCAGAAUUCCUUCCAGAAUCUCCUGAACAACAACCCCAUCACUAAUGCCAUUCGUGGCCCCGGAAAUCAGGCGCAGAAGCCCCAAGAUGACGCUCCAGCGACUGAGAGACCCAAUCUGAUCCAGCAGUUCCAGAACUUCAUCAAUCCCAACAGGCCCCAGACGAAUCCCCAGAGCGAUGACGCCCCGCAGCAGCAGGCAAAUCAGAAUCCCAUCGGCCAGGCGUUCCAGAACGUCGUGCAGGGCUUCCAGAACAACGUGCAGAAACCCAUUCAGAACUUCUUCACCGGCGGCAGCCAGCAGCAGGCGCCCGAGAAGGCUCUGACUGAUGAAGAGGCGCCGGAGAAGCAGCCAGAGCAGCAGCCGGAAGCCCAACCGGAGGAGCAACAGCCAGAGGCGCCUCAGGAGGCCCAACCCGCCGAAGAUCUCACACAACCGCCCGCGGCAGAGGCCCAGGCGGAGCCCUAAGCCCCUAUCUUAAGCCACCCCUAGACGAUAGACUUCCACUUAGCUAGUUAGGCUCUCAGAUGAGUUCUAAGGCAGCUCCUAAAGUAAGAAUUGCCAUUAGCAGACGAGAGAGAUUGCGUGCCUUUAUUUAUUGAGGACCUCCCGGUAAAAGCGGAGGUCGACGAAAUCCCAAUAUUUAUAAUUUAUUAUUUGUGUGAUUUCGAGACCCUCCAAGUGGGGUUUCGGAAGUAUUCGCGAGAUUCAUUCUUGAUCAAAAUAAAGAAAAAAA
This is a messenger RNA of Phlebotomus argentipes, 1960 nucleotides long. Its product is annotated as cell surface glycoprotein 1-like. The record is from RefSeq and is a predicted model, not a curated record. The transcript has a single exon. Lineage: Eukaryota; Metazoa; Arthropoda; Insecta; Diptera; Psychodidae. Bases 1 to 1692 code for a protein of 563 amino acids.